AUGAAGGUAGUCGGGCUGCUGUCUGGUGGCAAGGACUCAUGCUACAAUCUCGUCCACUGCGUCCAACAAGGUCACGAGCUGGUGGCGCUAGCGACCCUCGCGCCGCCAGGGUCCAAGGAUGAGCUCGACUCGUACAUGUAUCAGACGGUUGGGCACGAUGCGGUCCAUCUCGUCGCCGAAGCGAUGGGUCUUCCGCUCUAUCGUCGGAUCAUCAAGGGCACCGCUGUCAAUCAGCGCUCCGAGUACGGUUCUCGCACCGCAUCUUCAUCCACCUCCUCGUCGACAGAGGAUGAAACGGAAGACCUCUACCACCUGCUCGCCGACGUCAAGGCACACCAUCCCGACAUUCAGGCCGUUUCCGUUGGUGCGAUCCUAUCCAAUUACCAGCGUGUGCGUGUCGAACACGUCGCGUUGCGCCCCGAUAUCAACUUGACGCCACUGACGUUCCUCUGGCAACGCUCGCAGUCCGAGCUGUACGCAGAGAUGCUCGACGCAGGACUCGUUUCAAUCCUCAUCAAGGUAGCUGGGAUUGGGCUUGACGAGCGAGACUUGGGCAAGACGCUAGGUCAGAUGCAGAUGAAGCUCGAAAGGCUAUCGUCGAUGUAUGGGGCGCACGUCUGCGGGGAAGGCGGAGAGUACGAGACCUUGACGAUCGAUUCGCCCUUGUUCAGGAAGCGGAUCGAGGUGGGCGAAACAGAGACAGUGGUGCAUUCGGAUAGUGGCUUUGGAAGCGUCAGCUAUCUGCGGUUGAAAAAUGCGAGGCUGGUCGACAAGGAAGAUGGACUUACUGCGACAACGGCGAGGACUCCGCCGCUACUGGAUGCUAUCGGGAGGAGGACGUUGAGAGCUGCGCAAGCCGAGGAGGACGCAAGCCGUACAAACGCAGCAGAUCUGUCCAACCGAGUCAGCAGCCUCGACAUCAAAGACAGCAGUCUGGAGUAUCCAUCGCCGUCAAUACGUCGCAAAGGUCGCUAUCUCGUCAUGUCCAACAUCACCGGCCUCUCCACCUCCUCUCCCUCUCCCGUCUCCGUAGAAGACCAAGUCGCAAACGCUUUCGGCACCAUCCGUUCCCUCCUCUCCUCGGCCUUGUCAUCCCAACCUCUCGGUAUGCAGCACAUCACGCACAUCAACCUGUAUCUCCGCUCUCAAACUCAGUUCGCCCGCGUCAACUCGGUCUACCGCACGCUCUUCGGUGUCUCGCCACCCACGCGCGCCUGCGUAGCUCUUACCUCGCUUCCUCCCGGCUGUGAUCUGGUGAUCAACGCCAUCGCCUUCGACGACAUGCCCGCGUUCGAUCGGCGCGCGCUUCAUGUUCAAGGGCGCUCCUUCUGGGCACCAGCAAACAUCGGGCCGUACUCGCAGAGCUUGGUGCAGGCAGAGAAGAUUUGGGUCGCAGGCCAGAUCGGGUUGACACCGGCCGAUCUGAGCUUGCCAAAAGAAGAGGAGCUGCAGACCGCGCUGAGUGUCCAACAUGCGAGGAGGAUACUCAAGGCCACGAUGAACGAUAUGGGUGGUCGCAGUGUGGAGAAGGGCUGGGUCGAGGGCGGGAUAUGUUGGUUGGAUGACGUGGGGAGGGUGGAGAUUGCGAGACGGGCGUGGAUGUGUCAAGGCGAGAGCGAUGAUGACGAUGAUGAUGGUGAGGAGGAGAAGGAGGGAGAGGAGACGGAGAACUGGCUUGGUCAGACAGGCGGGGACGGAAGUAAGGUGCGGCCGAUGCUGUUUGUCGUGCUUCCAAAGGCGUCAUUACCGAGAAGCGCAGCGAUCGAGUGGCAGCUCACCGCGCACACAGGUCGCAUCCCGCCGCCAAUCGAGCUCACUGAGGACACCGUGCCUUCAGAUGAGAGCGAAGACGACGAUGACGACAACGAACCAGGUUCCGAUACUACCGACGUCCGCAUCACCCGUCAGACCGCCACGGUUGAAUCUUUCGAAGUCGUCCACACGAUCACCAGCUCAUCGUUAGCCAAGAGCGCUUUCGGCGUCCUCACUAUGCGAUGUCUUCCGUCCUCCACAACAGCACACGAACAGGACAGUGACGCGACAGACGCACUCAGAGCUUCGUUACGGUCUUGCAUGGAUCGGUCUUACGCCACACAGCUCUUCCGACCGAACGGAAAGGAAGUCGGAGAAUCGAUGGACGUCCUCAAGCGUUUACUCUGGAUUUUGGACGCAGGAGACGGCUCAAAAAAGCUGUACGACUCUCAACUGAUCUCCUGCUCAGCGUUACACAGCCUCAGCGCUGAUUCGGCAGCACAGCAAGUGGACGUUGCUCUGGUAUGGCAUGGUAUCUGA
Kalmanozyma brasiliensis GHG001 is the source of this 2292-nucleotide messenger RNA. Its product is annotated as DUF71 domain protein. The coding region runs from base 1 to 2292 and encodes 763 amino acids. Lineage: Eukaryota; Fungi; Basidiomycota; Ustilaginomycetes; Ustilaginales. The transcript has a single exon. The record is from RefSeq and is a predicted model, not a curated record. Gene Ontology annotation, molecular function: diphthine-ammonia ligase activity. Gene Ontology annotation, biological process: protein histidyl modification to diphthamide.